Molecule: messenger RNA, 2318 nt
Organism: Mastomys coucha (southern multimammate mouse)
Lineage: Eukaryota; Metazoa; Chordata; Mammalia; Rodentia; Muridae
Gene: Comt
Product: catechol-O-methyltransferase
Exons: 5
Coding region: 145-939 (264 amino acids)
Biological process (GO): dopamine metabolic process; developmental process; catecholamine catabolic process
Cellular component (GO): dendrite; axon; membrane
Molecular function (GO): magnesium ion binding; catechol O-methyltransferase activity
Source: RefSeq, a predicted model, not a curated record
CCGCUGCCGGAAGCGCCCGCUGGAUCCACGCAGCGCCGCCACCAUCGCCGCCAUGGUCUGGGGACCUCAGGCGCUCGGGGCUGCCCUUCGCGCUGCCUGAGCCACCCGCGCCUCCGGGUCAGACCUGUGCACGGCCUUGACGAGAUGCUGUUGGCUGCAGUCUCAUUGGGUCUCCUGUUGUUGGCCCUCCUCCUGCUCCUGCGACACCUAGGCUGGGGCUUGGUGGCUAUUUGCUGGUUUGAGUGUGUGCAGCAGCCAGUCCGAAACCUGCUCAUGGGUGAUACAAAGGAGCAGCGGAUCCUGCGCCAUGUGCAGCAGCACGCAAAGCCUGGAGACCCCCAGAGCGUCCUGGAGGCCAUUGACACCUACUGCACACAGAAGGAGUGGGCCAUGAAUGUGGGUGACGCAAAAGGCCAAAUCAUGGAUGAAGUGAUUCGGGAGUACAGCCCCUCGCUGGUGCUGGAGCUAGGAGCUUACUGUGGCUACUCAGCCGUGCGAAUGGCCCGCCUGCUGCCACCUGGAGCCAGGCUUCUCACCAUGGAGAUAAACCCUGACUACGUUGCCAUCACCCAGCAAAUGCUGAACUUUGCAGGCCUCCAGGACAAAGUCACCAUCCUCAAUGGGGCAUCCCAGGACCUUAUCCCCCAGCUGAAGAAGAAGUACGACGUGGACACAUUAGACAUGGUCUUUCUUGACCACUGGAAAGACCGCUACCUUCCAGACACACUUCUCUUGGAGGAAUGUGGCCUGCUGCGCAAGGGGACGGUGCUCCUAGCUGACAAUGUCAUUGUCCCAGGAACCCCUGACUUCCUGGCAUAUGUGAGGGGGAGCAGCAGCUUCGAGUGCACACACUACAGCUCAUACCUGGAGUACAUGAAAGUGGUGGACGGCUUGGAGAAGGCAAUCUACCAGGGUCCAAGCAACCCUGUGAAGUCCUGACCACGCAGCCUGCCCCAAGCUUCCCUUCCAGCUUCCUCUGCACGAUGACACACACUCAUUCUGACCCCUCUAUGCUUCUGGGGUCUGUCCUCAGGGGCUGUGGUUCAAGACUGUCAUACACUGGCACAUUCUAAAGGUAGUGAGCUCACUAUGCAAACCACUACAAUAACCCUGCAAAGCACCUGUGCAUUAAAGGCUGCACUGAUGCCAGAGGUGCAAUAGAUCACUGGGCCUCAAGGUGAAUCUUCUGAACCCAAGAACAAAAAGGGAGAUUCUUUUAAAAAUCAAAGCAGGUGUCAUCCAGAUGGUCUCACUAACUGGAAGAGGAGAUUUUCACAGGGUUUCAGUGUGGGAUCCCUAGGUACUGCCAUCACCCAUUAGGCCCAGCAAGAAGUCAGGAAAUUGAACAUAUCCAGAUACCAUUUGGCUGUCACCAAAUGGCAGCAACAACUCAGAGAGAGUCCUGUCACCAGCAUAUAUCACAUUUCAUCUUAAGAAUGAGUCACAAACUUCUCAGGUGUGAUGGCACACGCCUUUAAUCCCAGAAUCCAGGAGGCAGAGGCAGAUGGAUCUGAGUUCAAUGCCAGCCUGGUCUACAUAGUGAGUUCCAAGACAGCCAGGGCUACACAGAAAUACUUUGGAAAAAAAAAAAAGUCAUAACCUCUUUUAUAUUAUAAAAGAAAUUAAAGACCUACAUAUUUGGAUACAAGAAAUUCACUGAAUUAUUCUUUUCAGCUACCACACUGGCUCUUACUUGAUGCAGAACAGCCUUUGUACCCAUCUCUGACUAAGCAGGCAUGGGGCCACAUAGCUGUGGGGCCAGUGCUCUCUACGCAUAGGUGACACUCUGGGAGAAACAGUCUCUCCAGUUCUACUUCCUAGCUUACAGAAGGGGAAGUGGAUUCAUACUACUGAGGCGCGUCUGCCAGAUACCCAGAUUCUGAGGAAGUGUCAGCCCAAGCUUAAGAGCUGCCCCAGCCCCCACCUCACUCAAGAGGCUCCUCAAGGCCCCAUUUCCUAGACUAGACACAAAGAUCAGCUCCAUCUUGUCUGAUCCCACAUAUGGCCAUCAGUCAGCCAGCACACCCCUCCUGGGUGAGAGUGCCAACAGGAGCCAUGGCAGACAGCAGUAGGAAGUGCCUGCAGCCAGGGGCAGAGCCCAACCCCUAUACCCUUGCAACCCCCUCCCCACACACACUCACACUGCAACGGGACUUGGGGGAGCUGUAUCAUCACAGGGGUGGGGGGGUGCAUGGGGAGGCAGUUGUGGCUCAGCUAACGCGGGGGUGGGGGUGGGGGGGUGCCCUCUCCUGGUGAGCCAAGGCAGAAGACAGGCAGUUCUUUGCUGCUUUUUUAAUCUUUAAAUUUUCUUACAAAAA